CACACACAUACACACACACAUACAAUACUCUGGAUCUGCUUAAAACCAAGAUUUGCACAGUGAAAUAAUUUCACCAAGAAAAACCCAAUGAAGGAAAAUAUCUCCUAUUGCUGUGUAAUGGAAGAGGCUGAUCCGGCCAACGUGGCAAACGCCAACGUCUUUGAAUGGGUCGUUCAAGGUGAUGUUUCAGCUCUGGAUUACCUGAGCAAGAAGAGUCAGACUCAGCUGCGCACUAGGGAUGAAAAUGGAGCCGGACUGAUCCACUAUGCUGCCGCUAGUGGGCAUUUGGACAUUAUUCGCCUGCUUGUGUCUAUGACAGGACCAGAGGAGCUGGAUGUUCAGGAUGCAGAAGGCCAAACUCCUCUACAUUUCGCUGUAGAGAAAAACCAGGAGUCAAGCUGCUCACUGUUGCUGGAGUUGGGUGCCAAUCCAAACAUUGUAAACGCAGCCAUGAUGGCACCGAUUCACCUGGCUGUCAGCAGAGACCACAAUCACCUGGUGCAGGUUCUUCUAUCCUGCAGUCAGACAGAUGUGAAUCUGGAGGGAGAUUUGGGAAACACACCUGUAAUGUUUGCAUGCUGCCACAAUAACUGUGAAGCUCUCGACUUACUUUUAAAACAUGGAGCAAAGCUGUGUCAUCAGAACAAGCUGGGGCAUUAUGCGAUACACACCGUGGCUUUUUCUGGAGCCAAGGACGCAAUGGAGGUGUUACUGCGAAAAGGAGAAGAGUUGAGUGUUCCUACCCUCAGGCACAUUAAUUAUUUGGACAAAUCCAAGAGCAGCCCACUUCAUUUAGCUGUACGAGGCGGAAAUACGGAAGUGAUCAAACUUUGUAUCGCUAAAGGCGCGAAAGUGGACCAGCAACAGUGUGACAAAUCCACAGCACUGCAUUUCGCAUGCACACAGGGAGCGAUGGAGGCCGUAAAAGCAAUGCUGCUUCCUUAUAAGAGAAGGAUCGAUGACAUCAUCAACAUCAGAGAUGCAGCGAAUCAGACGCCGUUACACAGAGCCACACUGUUUGAUCAUGUGGAACUGGCUGAAUAUCUCGUCUCAAAGGGAGCGGACAUCGAUUGCGUUGACUGCAAAGGUUUUACCCCAUUACUCCUGGCUACAACAAGCAGUGCAUGGAAAACGGUUUCCUUCUUGCUGUCUAUAGGUUCAGAUUUUAGGAUUAAAGACAGAACUGGACGUAACUUCCUGCAUCUCGUCAUCUUCCAACCGAAAGGACUGAAAAAUCUACCUGAACACAUCUUACAGAAUAAAGACAUGUGGGAGCUGAUGAGCGAUGAGGACUUUGAAGGCUGCACUCCUCUACACUACGCCUGCAAACUCGGCAUCCACGACUCUGUUAAAAACAUGCUGGGGUGUGAAAUCUCCCUGGGCCUCAAGUCAAAGGAGAAAAAAUCAGCUCUUCAUUUUGCUGCAGAAUACGGACGAAUAAACACGUGUCUCAGGAUUUUGGAGACGAUAAGAGACUCACGUUUGCUAAAUGAAGGUGAUGAGAACGGCCAGACGCCGCUCCACUUGGCCUCUAGGGGGGGCCACAUUAAGGUGGUGGAUCUGCUGCUCAGGAGAGGAGCGCUGUUCCAGAGUGACUAUAAAGGCUGGUCGUGUUUACAUCAUGCUGCAGUGGAAGGAUACACACAAACAAUGGCUAUCCUGCUGGCAGCAAAAAUCACCCUGCUGGAUAACACAGAUGAAGAUGGGAACACCGCUCUGCACCUGGCCGCACGUGAAGGUCACGUCGCAGCUGUGAAGCUCUUACUGAACCAAGGAGCUGAGAUCCUGCUCAAUAAUAAUCACGCCUCGUUCUUCCAUGAAGCUGUGCGCAACGGGAAAAAAGAUGUAGCUAACGCCGCUAUUGAGAAUAAGAGGUCAGCUGAGAUUUUACAGCAGUUUAGAAUGGGCUACACUCGCUGCGCUGUGCUGGAUUUAAUCGAGUUUCUACCUGGAUCGACAAAGCAUCUUCUGGAUCACUGCAUGACUGAAUCAGAGCAUGACCCAAACAGCACUGAUUACCAUAUCACAUACAAUUUCCAGUGGCUUCAGGAUCCAUUAAAUGUGCGGAAAUCCCUACAAACAGACAAAACUAUGCAUAUCCAGCCUCUGUCAGCCUUAAAUGCAAUGGUUCAGUACAACCGGCUUGAGCUGCUCACACACCCAGUUUGUCAGAAAUACUUAGAGAUGAAAUGGAAAGCAUAUGGAAGUAAAGCACAUUUACUCAACCUGGCUGUGUAUCUGUUGGGCCUUUUGCCCCUCACCUAUCUUGUCAUCAAGUUGAAAUCUACACAGUUCAGAACAGCGAAUGGCACGGCCUUCACCAUGGAGCCGGUAUCCUUCCAAAAACAAAGCUUUUUUAUUUCAAUGUCAAUGCUGAUGGUCCUCAUCAUGAACAUUUAUGGCAUUUGCAAAGAAGUGAUACAAUUAGCUCAACAGCGAAGGACUUACUUUUUGGACUCCUCAAACCUAUUGGAUUGGGUGACAGCUAUUUUUUCUCUGAGUUUUGUUACUCCAAUGUUCUUCGGUGUGGAAGGGAAUCUGCAUUGGCAGGCCGGAGCUUUGGCAAUUUUAUUUGCUUGGAUCAACUUUCUGCUUUACUUCCAAAGGUUUGAGCGCUUUGGCAUUUAUGUUGUGAUGUUUGGAGAAAUCAUAAAGACACUCUGUAGUGUCCUUGUCCUUUUCAUAUUUCUGUUGCUGGCUUUUGGAUUGUCCUUCCAUGCACUGAUGCUUCAUCGGGACGAAUUCAACACAGUUGGUCUAUCAAUGGCACAGACAUUUGUGAUGACAGUUGGAGAGCUGAAUUAUGAGACCUCAUUUCUGGAAGCACAUGAUCAGGGGCUUCUGGCUUUUCCGAUAAUCACCUACUAUGUUUUCGUGUUGUUCAUCCUCCUUAUGCCAAUCCUUCUCAUGAACUUGAUGAUUGGUUUGGCAGUUGGGGACAUCGCUGAGGUUCAAAGGAACGCAGCAUUGAAAAGGAUCGCAAUGCAGAUAAAUCUUCAUACUACUCUGGAAGAGAAACUGCCAUAUUGGUUUAUGAAGAGAGUGGACAAACCUAGUGUCACGUUCUACCCAAACAGAAAGUGUGCAAAGUUUCGGGGCAUGAUGGAGCAAAUCUUUGGGACCGUUAGCCCAGAAGGUGAAGUGCACACUCGUUUAAACACUCAGGUGACAAAGUCAUGCCCGUUGGAGACGGAAAUAAUGAAGCAGAAAUACAGGCUGAAGCAGAUUUCUUCAACGUUGGAGAAACAAGGCAUGUUAUUGAAACUCAUUAUACAAAAAAUGGAAAUUACGACAGAGGCAGAUGAGAACGACGGACCCGACGAUUUCCGGUCCAUCACCGCUACAAAAUUACACAAAUCCCGCUGGGUUCCUCUGAUGCAAGCUCUUAGGGUCAGGAAGUCACAAUCAAAAUGA
Molecule: messenger RNA, 3414 nt
Organism: Clarias gariepinus (North African catfish)
Lineage: Eukaryota; Metazoa; Chordata; Actinopteri; Siluriformes; Clariidae
Gene: trpa1b
Product: transient receptor potential cation channel, subfamily A, member 1b
Exons: 28
Coding region: 88-3414 (1108 amino acids)
Biological process (GO): monoatomic ion transport; transmembrane transport
Cellular component (GO): membrane
Molecular function (GO): monoatomic ion channel activity; protein binding
Source: RefSeq, a predicted model, not a curated record